Cladocopium goreaui is the source of this 3573-nucleotide messenger RNA. The record is from the annotation of a GenBank genome assembly. NCBI's taxonomy places the organism in Eukaryota, Dinophyceae, Suessiales, Symbiodiniaceae.
AUGGCGCCAAAACAUGCGUCUACUCGAAAUUGGAGCUGUUCAACGUUGGCUGAUGGCGUUGACGCGCUUUUGGAGCAAGCGCAAGCCACUGAAGAUGAAGAGCAUCAGUUGGCUGAGCUUGUGAAGGACCUUACAAACAUAGUGUUGGACUUGGAAACACGGGGUCCUGGAGAGCAAGCUUUGCCGGCUCCCCCGGCCCCGGUGGUCGACACGCCUGUGGACGAGGCAUUGACCGUUCCAGCUACUGAGGAGGAACUUCAGCAAGCCCUUGGUGAUCAACAAGUUUCAGAGCCGGCCACGGUGCCGCAGACACAUGGAAAUGAUGAGGAAACGCCUGUGCCUUCGCAAAGUGGCGCUGUGUUGCCAGAACCCCGUGACAUUGGAGACCAGGGUUCCAAUGUGGAUGGGGCGGGUGGCCCUCCGACUCCAGUCCCUAGUGCAGUCCCGGCGACUCCACUUGCGUCAGUCCCUGCCACUCCAGUUGUAGAUGAUACUUUGGUGGUCCCGACCCCACCAGCCAGCCCCGAAGAUGAUGAUGCCUUGCCAUCGGGGUCUUUGAGCAAGCCAAAGAUGACCCGCCAGGCGCGCUUGACAGCUGCUGCUCUGCAACGUCUUCGCAGGAUGUGUGCCAUCAAAAAAAAGAGGAAAACUCUGGAAGUCCCAGAGUGGGUUCGAAAGGAGUACCAAAGUGGUUGCAAAAACACGCUUGCGAAGAUUUACAUGGAUGCCAACUGGUCUAAGGUAGUGGUUAAAAAGAAGAGCAGUUUCAAAAUCACCAUCGACGAAGAAUGGCUGUCCGAGAAAGAGAUGAAAGAUGAUUAUGGGUGGACCCCGGCUCGGAUUUCUGGAGCGAAGAAGAUCUGCGAGGCCAAGAAGGCGACCCAUGUCAGGCAUAACCAAUACGAUGGAGUCGAAGAGUUCUACGUCGUGGUCAAGGAGAAGGGACAACGUGAAGAAGAAGAAGCCCAGGAUUCCCAAGCGCCUGCUAUCGCAGCUGAUGCCUUCAAUGGCCUCCAGCAGGCUGCGAGUAGGCGUGAGGCUGACAAGAACUUUGCCCCCAAGUCGGAGGAACAGAAUGGCGGAACAAAAAACCAAUUUGCUGAGGCCAUGUUGACCAAGACUUCACUCCGGAAGUUCUUAGACAGUUUGCUUCAGAAAAGUGGCAAGAUUCGUGGCCUCAUCCGGGAGUUAAAGGAGAGUUACACGGGCAGCACCACCCUGCAAUCGCAUGUGCAGCUCUUGGAAACCCAGCUUGGAAAGAUGGAUCAGCACUAUGAUGAGUGCAAUUCGGCGAUGGCAACGGGAGAGGUCAACGGAUAUGAUGACAAGUGCAGUGCUGCGUGUGCCUUGGAGAUGAAGACCAGGAAUGCCAAGAAGUACGAAAAGAAGGAUGCUGGGGGUGUGAAGCCUGAGCCUAGCAAUCCCAGAAAACGACCGAAAGCGGAGGAGAGUAAUACUGGUGCCCAGCCUUCGGCCCGAAAACCUGAAAAGCCAAAGAAGCCCAAGAAGGUGUCGGACAUGCUCUGCAAGCCAUCGCUGGUGAUGUUGGCCAAGGAAUUGCUGGGACCCUAUGCAUGGAGAACCACUUUGGUUUCCGGGCAGAAAAUCGUCCCAAAUGAUGCUUCUGUCCUGGCCGUGGACGUGGAGAUGCCACCCACCAGUCGCGAUUUCGUUGGAGAGAAUGAGACAGACUUUCAAGCGAGGCUGCAACACCUUCAGUCCAAAGCUUUUGAUGUGCCCAUCUCUUUCUGUCUACCAAAGGCCAAUGCUGUUGCCGGGGCCGUGUUAGAACAUGCGAUCAAGGUGAUCGAACGGACUUUCUCGAAACAGGCCUCAUCGUGCCGAGCGGCUAUUCGUGGGGCCCGCGGAGUGGUAAGGGAUAUAGGUGUGAAGGCAGCUGCGAAGAGUAAGGGUUUGAAUGAGUUAGCCCGGUGCACUCCAAGUCACAGUGAACGUGAUUUCCAAACUCUUACCAGCAAGUUUCAGUUGAAGCUGCCUAUUGAACUGACUGCUCUUCCUAAGACUUUGGGCAUUCGCUACACAGGCGAUUUUAAUGCCCUUUCAUUGCGGAACUGGUUGAAGUUCCACAUCGACCACAACACUUGGCACAUUUUGACAGGCUUGGUGCGACCCAAUCCACAACGAGAAAAGGACAUUUUGUCUGAGUUUUGGCGUCGUUAUCGCCUUCUCCACCCAAAUCACCAGCUGUGGCAAAUUGUGGCAGACAACAACAUCGACCUAAGUCACACUGCUCCAUUGAUUUUCCACGGCGACGAGGGGAGGGGGAGGAAACGUGCAGCAUUCCUGGUUGCUGCCUAUCAUUCGUAUCUAGGUCUUGGAACCGAGAAAGCCAAUUCGUCUCGAAAGUCAAAGCCAUAUCUUGUGCAGAAGUUGAAUUACUCGGGGAACUCCCACACCCAUCGCAUGUUGACAGCGGUCCUCCCAAAAAUGCUCAAGGAUGAAGCUGCUUUUCAGGAGAUUCUCAAGUUUAUCACGAAGGAUGCCCUUGGAGUCCUGAAGGAUGGUGUGAUUUCCAGCACUGGUGUCAAAUAUCAUGCGGCAGUUUUGCAAGUGUCUGGUGACUGGGUCUUUCUCGCGAAAUGUGGCAGCCUUUCACGGUCUUUCUCCAACGUGGAGAAGAGGCCUCGAGCCGAGGGCUCGAAACCUAAAGGGAUUUGCCAUUGUUGCAAGGCAGGACAGUUGCAGUAUCCUUUCGAGGAUCUUCGAAAAGUUCCGAAGUGGAGAGCCACGCUUUUUGAUCCAGAAGAUACACCUUUUUUGUCGCGCCCGCUGAUUUUGAACCUGCCUCAUGACCCUGCUAGGGCUCCAGGGUUUUUCUGUUUCGACCUGUGGCACGCCUUCCAUCUUGGCGUCGGCAAAACGCUGACUGCAUCCAUUCUCGCAAUGAUUAGUAUUCAGCAGGACGGCUCCAACAUUGACGAGAGAUUUGCAUGUCUGACGAAACUUUAUUUGGACUUUUGCCAAGAGUCGCACGAGAGUCCAUUUAUCACGAGCAUUUCCAAAGAGACCCUGGGCUGGCCUGAUACAAAAACGUACCCAAAUGCUCAAUGGUCAAAAGGACAUAUUACAGUGCUCAUGAUGGGCUUCAUCGCUGAUUGGUUUGAAUGCAAUGGGGUGGCAGGUGAUCCCCUCUUUCCGGUGGCCAAGGAGGCCGUGGGCAGCAUCAACACGUUCAUGCAGCGACUGUAUUCUGCAGACCUGUGGCUUGAAGCAGCUGAUGGCAGAGAAAUUGCGCAGAUUGGUUUUGACUUCCUCUUGAAAUACAUGACCUUAGCAAAAGAAGCAUUUCAAACUGACAGAUCGCUUUUCGUCUUUAUGCCGAAAAUUCAUGUGGUUCAUCACGUGAUUGACACGUUGUGGGAGCAAUCAUGCUCAGCACCUUACGCCUUGAACCCUCUUGCACACGCAGUGCAAGUGAGCGAAGAUUACGUGGGUCGGAUCUCGAGAGUAAGCAGAAGAGUCUCACCACUCCAGGCAAUUACGCGAACGCUUCAAAGGUCUCUACAGGCGUCGCGGUGGCACUAUGUCCAGCAGGGAUAUUUACGAGGAUGA